Clunio marinus is the source of this 7889-nucleotide messenger RNA. The record is from the annotation of a GenBank genome assembly. Lineage: Eukaryota; Metazoa; Arthropoda; Insecta; Diptera; Chironomidae.
AAAGUUGCUAAAAGUAAGCCAUUAAUUGAAAACAUUAACCAUGAUUAUAACCGAAAUCAUUAGAAAAGGAUAAAAACUUAAGUAUUUGUACAAUGGCAUAAAACUGAAUGCGAUUGUAAAGUGGUAAUGUUGUAAGAAUAUUCAGCAGUUAUAAAAAGUGGUCAUUAAGAUAAAGAUGAAUAUAUUGAUGAUGUGAUACAGAGAACUGUUCAUAUGUGAAAGAAGAAAAGACACGAAAGAAAUUAUAUAUCGGAUGUAGAAGAAGUAUAGAAGAAAAAAUUAUUCAAACACACACAAGUGCAGUGGAUAUAAAAAAAACCAGCGGAAAAAAUAAGAAGUCAUUAUACAAGAAUAUAUCAGUGGAGAGAUAGAAUAAAAUAAGAAGUUGUGUAAAUAUACAAGAGAAAGAUCUGAAUUGAAAGUCAAGAAAAAAAAAAGAAAGAAAGAAAAAAUAUUGAGAAGAAAGAAAUAUUUCAAAUAAAAGAAUUUUUCUUAUGGUGACGAAGGUAGUUCUGAAUAAGAAGUGAAUUUUUUGAAUUUAUUUUCCAUUUGAUGUAAGCAAGGGAAAAACACUCUGAUGUCUCAUGUAAAUGCUUUUGAGUGCGGCAAAGAAGAAAAAAAGUAAAAAAUAAUAAAAAGAAACGAAAUUGAGGUUUUUACUCAAGAUACAAAAAAAAUUCUUUGUAUAUAAACGUCUUGUGAGCUUUUUUUUUCCUUGGAAUACAGUUAAGGAGUAUCUUUGGGAAUAAAACGAGCGAAAAAGAUAUACGAUGAUGAAAUGGUUCUUCUUUUCCACGGAUAUAUUCUAAUGCAAUAUAGACAGCAAUAAUAAAUUGCUUUCCAUGUACUUCGGGUCGUCGUUCUUUGAAGCAUCAAACAGACAAGAACAGACAAAGAACAUACACACUGAUGUGGUGAGAAUCCAAACCGCUUGAUGUUGUGCUACAGUAAUUGAGUUGUAAAACGGAACAAUCAACUUCAAGGAGACAUCGAAAAGGAAACCAACAGGGAGAGAAAGAAGGAAAGAAAGAGAAGCUUUUAAAAAUUUUAACACAAAACAAACAACAUCAAAAUGAUUCAACACAGGAAAAUUUUAUUGCUUUUAUUGCUGACUGCUUUAUUUGCCAUCAAGAAUUCAUUGGGUAAUGUGAAUCUGCCGCCUGUUUUCACACAGGAUAUGAAUAAUUUAGCGCUCUCUGAGACAACGCCACUUCAUUCAAUAGUUUAUACGCUUGAGGGUUACGAUCCAGAAGGUGGAAAUGUUACCUUCGGACUGAUAGGUACAGAAAACUUUGAAGUUAAUCCUAUAACAGGUGACGUUCAGCUGACAAAGCAACUAGAUAGAGAGACACAGGACACAUUAUCAUUUUUAGUAUCUAUAAAAGACAAAGUUAAUGAAUCGGGUGACUCCGAAAACGAUAACUUCGUACAAGUGCCAAUCACUAUAAUUAUUCUCGAUGAGAAUGAUAAUCCGCCAGAGUUUCAAAAUGUGCCAUACGAGACUAUCGUCCUCGAGGAUGCCGCCAUUGGUACAACCGUAUUUGAUAAAAUAUUAAUUACCGAUCGAGAUGCUGUCGGUGAGAAUUUGGACGUGACUUGCAUCGGUGAGAGUCAACACGAUGACGCUUGCAAUAAGUUUGAAAUUAAAGUUCUUGAGAGUCACCAAGAUCGUUUAAAGGCAGCGAUAGUGUUAAAAGAAAAAUUAGAUUAUAAUGAAAAUAUGAUUUUUAACAUUCCUUUAUUAACAACCGAUGGACUUUUUAACACAACAACGAGUAUGGAAGUGAGAGUUGUUGACGUACAAAACACUCCCCCAAUAUUUCAAGGCUCACUGUCUACAAUCAUUAGUGAAGAUAGUCCAAUUGGUACUCUUGUGUUAACGCUUCAAGCAAGAGACGGUGACAAAGGCGCACCAAGGAAAAUAGUUUAUGACAUUAUGUCGAAUCCCAUGGAUUAUUUCCUUGUUGAUUCGAAGAGCGGCGAGUUGAGAACAGCAAAACCAUUAGACAAGGAAGAACUGCCGGAAGCAAGUGGCAUAAUUACGUUAAUCAUAAGAGCGAGAGAAGUUGUUGAUGGCGUUCCAAGUAACGAUGUUUCUGCUUCAACUACGACUAAAGUGUCGAUAACAAUACGUGAUGUGAAUGACGUUCCACCUACGUUUAAUCAGAAAGAAUAUUUCGUCACAAUACCUGAGAAUACUGCCGUGGGCACUCCAUUACCUUUAAAUAUCGUCGUUGAUGAUCCGGAUGUUGGACAAAAUUCCGUUUUUUUACUUCGUCUUGAUGACUCAAUUGUGUCGGAAGUGUUUGAUAUUGAGCCAAAAUUAGUGACUGGAACAUCGCAAGUCAGCAUACGAGUUGCAAAUGGUUCCCUUGAUUACGAGAACGUGAAUCAGCGGAAGUUUAUUGUGCUGAUUUAUGCUGAAGAAACAUUAACAAACCCAAAGUUGUCAUCGACAGCAACAUUGACAGUUUCAAUAACUGACGUGAACGACAAUUUUCCGCAAUUUGAUCAAGAAUCGUACACUGCGACAGUUUCGGAAAUUGCAAGUCCUGGUCAGUUUGUCACUGCUAUAACAGCAACUGAUGUUGAUUCUGGUGUUUUUGGAGAUCAGGGAAUUCGAUAUAUGUUGAAUGGAACUGACGCUGAGUUGUUCAAAGUCGACCCUUUAACCGGAACAAUAACAGUCGCUGAAUGUCCGAGACAUGUUAGUUCCAAACGAAAACGUCGACAAACUAACGACCUAGAAUAUCAUAAUCAUAUCAAACGUGUCAAUGUUACAAAUCCCGGAGAGUUUGGCAUUUUAAACAUCAAUGUUGACCAUCAUACGACAGAAGCGAGUGAUUACAUCACAUAUCAAGUUGAAACACAAGAUGAGAGUGAAUCGACAAAGAAUGAUAGUCCACGUAUUGGAAAGUAUCCUUGUCUUGACUAUGAAACCCAAACUGAUUAUUAUCUCAACUAUCGAGCUAUCGAUAAUGAAGGCAAAGGCCAGAUGUCGGUAACGUCGUUGAGAAUUUCUGUCAUUGAUGCAAAUGACUCACCACCAAAGUGUGAAAGCUCAAUCUACCGUGCAACGUUAGAUGAAGGAGCGACAUCAUUCGAUGGUUCAGGAUUAACCAUCAAAGCCAGAGACGAUGAUGUUUUAUCGGAAAUUACCUAUCAAAUCAUUGGAAACGACAUCGUUUCUCAAAGUUUUGAAGUUGAUAAACGGACGGGACAAUUGUUCAUAAAGAAAGGAACGAGCUUAGAUGUCAAUCAUUUGAAUGGUGAAAGCAUUGUUUUCAGUGUCGAGGCUUCGGAUGGAUUAUUUUCGACAUUAUGUGAUGUUAAUAUAACUUUGAGAGAUGUCAAUAAUCAUGCACCAAUGUUUAGUCAAAGUCAUUACAUCACAUCGUUGGAAGAGAAUCUCCCAAUAGGAACUCAAGUCGGGGAACUCAAUGCUACCGACCUCGAUACUGGCGAAAAUGCAGAAAUUGUUUAUCGUAUUCAGCACGGAAGUUUCAAUGAUUUCCACGUAGACAAUCGAACUGGUGUGAUAACCAUAGCGAAGCCAUUGGAUUAUGAUGUUCGUCCAAACUAUACAUUAGAGAUUAUUGCAUCAGAUAAGGGCAUACCGAGCUUGUCAGGAACAGCAACGAUGACAAUCAAUGUUAUCAACAGUAACGACAAAGCUCCAUAUUUCACGCCAACAACUCAACGUGCAGAAAUCAGUGAAGAUGCCGAAGUUGGCACAUUCGUACAUAAGUUGACAGCAAACGAUCCUGACAUCACAUCAGUCGACCUCCUAGAGUUUUCAUGGAAUGAGAACUUAACGACAGCUGUGAAUGAAGAUGGCGAAGAAGUUCCAACGUCCAAUGUGUUUGGCGAGUAUUUUGCGAUCGACAAGACUGGCAGCGUGACAGUCAAUAAAAAGCUCCGUCGUGAUUUAUUUGCGGUGAUACGAUUAACUGUUUUUGUAACUGAUACAACAGCUCCAGUGCUACAACAGGGUCGAGGGCUUCUGAUAAUUACGAUAAUUGACAUCAAUGAACAGCCUCCGAUUUUCCAAUCGCCGUGGUCAAUCAAUUCACCAAAGUACGAAUUUGAAUUUAUGGAGGAACAACCGCUCAAAACAAUUUUAACAACGUUGCAUGCAACAGAUGCCGAUUCAACAAUAUCUGAAUAUAAAUUAAUUAAUGGUUCUGAUGGUGAUAACGGAAGUGAAUAUUUUGAGAUCAAUAACGUCACUGGCGUUAUUCGCACCAAAUCACGAAUCGAUUACGAGACAGUUAAGAUGAUAAAAUUCAACGUCACCGUAACGGAUACGGGCAUCCCACAAUUAACAUCAUCAGCUCAAAUUUACGUGAAAAUUAUUAAUAUUAACGAUAACGCACCACAAUUCAACGAGACCGAGUAUAAUUUAAAUGUUAAUGAGAAUGCCAUAAAGCGAACGUCGAUUGGCUCUGUCUAUGCACAUGAUGCAGAUGAAGGUGAUUUCGGAACGAUUAAAUAUUCAUUAUUGGGAGAACAGAGUCAAUAUUUUGAAAUCGAUGAAAAGAGUGGCGAGAUUUUCGUUGCUGAUUCAACAGAAUUGGACAGAGAGAAGCAUUCAGAGAUUGUUUUGUCUGCUGUUGCUACAGAUCAAGGCUUGCCGAUUGAAGGACGUCGUUCGACAACGACAAAUGUGGUUGUGAAGAUUUGGGAUGUGAAUGAUAAUUUGCCAGAGUUUAGACAAAAAAGUUAUUACGCAAGUAUUGCUGAAAACUUGUCACUCAAUCCACCAGCAACAAUUCUACAAGUUCAAGCAGAUGACAAAGAUCAAGAUGAAGCUGGAACUGUCAAAUAUUCGAUUCUGUCUGGAAACGUUGACAACUCUUUCAAACUUGAUGCAAAUUCUGGAAUUUUAUAUCCAGCAACUUCGUUGAUAGGUCGAAAAGGGCAAUACAUCUUGAAAGUUGAAGCUCGUGAUGGGAUUGGCUUCGGUCCACACACUGCAACAACUGAAAUUGUUAUUGAUGUCAUUGAAGUCAAUCAACAUCGGCCCGUAUUCAUUAUGCCAGCAUUGUCAAACGCAACGGUUGAGAUUCAAGAACAUCUCGCUGUCAAAGACUAUCUUGUAUUGACGGUAAAAGCCAAUGACAGUGAUAGCGGAGAAAAUGGUAAAAUUUCAUAUCAUUUACAAGUAAAUAACGAAAACGUGCCGGAAACAGAAACAUUCGAAAUCAAUGAAAUGAAUGGCGAGUUGAGAUUGAAACAGAAACUCGAUCGAAAGAAGAAGUCACGUUAUGAGAUAAUUCUUGUCGCACGGGAUCAUGGCGUGCCAACAAAUUUCGAGCAAUUGAGAUUUUUAACCAUUCUUCUUGUUGAUAACAAUGAGGGGAACCCAGAAUUUCCGGACGCUAGCAAUCCAUAUAAAUUUUCUGUUACGGAAAAUGGUGAACGUGAUGUUCGCAUUGGCAAGAUUCAAGCGUUGGUUCACGAAUCAGGUCGUGAGAGAGAGAACCACCAUGCAAUUUUCUACUAUAUCUUAUUAGGCAACGAGGAAGGAGCUUUCUACAUCGACAAGACUAGUGGUGAUGUGUUCACUAACAAGUCGCUAGACCGUGAAACUGUCGAUAUGUAUGCACUUUACAUUCUUGCCAGUAAGAAGUCGGAUUUGCACAUCAGCGAGAGCGAACUCAUGUUUUUAUCAAUGGAAAGUCUUGAAAGAAAUAGCACAAUAGCAAAAGUUUGGAUCUCUGUGUUAGAUGAGAACGACAAUGCGCCAGAAUUCAGUCAAGAUAGUUAUUAUGCGGGAGUAAGUAAGAAGUCGGGAAUGAAUGAACUAAUUGCUUUGAUAAAUGCAACAGAUAAGGAUUUUGGAGUGAAUGCCACAAUAGAAUUGCUAAUUACAGCGUCGUACUUGUAUAAAUACGGAGCGACUCGUUCAACAGGUUCACUUGCAAACUCUCCAUUCGCGAUUUCACAAGAUGGGCGUUUGACAACAAAUGCUUUCAUGGCUGAAUAUAAUCAAGAUAGAUUCGAACUUGAGAUUCAAGCUAAAGAAACUCAGUCACCUGAAAGGACGACAACAGCUAAAGUUUACAUUUGGAUUUAUGAGCCUGAACAAUUGGUACGCGUAAUUCUAUCACGAUCACCAUCGGAAGUGCAAAAUGAACGUGAUGAAAUCAUGAUUGAGCUGACAAAUGUCACUAAAAAGCACAUCAUUAUUGAUGACAUUCGAUAUCAUGUUGAUGGCGUUGGAAGAAUACGAAUGGACUGGACUGAUUUAUUCUUUCAUGCUGUCGAUCCAAAAACCAAAAACAUUGUUCCGGUAUUUGACAUUCUCAAUGAAAUCGAUUCAAAAUAUGAUUUUCUAAAGGAUUAUUAUAGCGGUUUCGCUAUUGAGAACGUUAUACCAGCUUAUUCUGUGAGCUUUCAAGAGGAGUUCGAUAUUGCUUUAGCAGCUAUUAUUGCUCUCCUUAUUGUACUAUUUGUUGGUGCGAUAAGCUUCAUAGUUCUUUGUUGUUGCCUUAAGAACUGGGUAAUUUCGAUUCCAACAGAGACGAGACGGAAGGAUGCUCUGAUAAAGAAGCAAAUUAUUGAAGACUUGAAUACGACAGAAAAUCCUUUAUGGAUUGAACAAAAACUUAAAAUUUAUGAAGAACAAGAACUGACAAUGAAAAUUUUUGCUGAGCCAAGUGAAUUUCAACUUCCGCCUGACAAUUCAUCACUUCGACAACAAAACUCAAUUACGCAGAACCUUUUAGGGAUGGAAACACCGCCAGCGCCUCUUCUCAUAGAUUCGUUUGGUGGGUUUGGAAGCAGCGAUGCUGGAGGGGAUUUAGACAAUAAUUAUGCAACGAUACAGCCAAUUAAUUAUUCCAAUAACAACAGCAGUUCAACUGCCAAUAAUAGUAGAAGCACCAACAAUACUGUUAAUUUAAUUGACGCCGAUUAUCAGACGUUGAGAAGCUCUCCUCGGGCACCACCAAUUUUCGAAUUCAGCGGAUCGACGUUUCAAGUACAACAAAGCGAUCAAUCGUCAGAUUACAUCGGAGAAUUGAUGUAGACGAGAUGAAGUGAUGAAGGAGUGCCGUCAAACGGAAAGAGUUGUCGUAUUAACGUGAAUUAUUGCAAGAGAAAAUGUUUUAAAAUGAAGCGAAUUUUGUAAAUUGAAAAAGAUCGAAGACAAUAACUUAGAUGAAAUUAAUUAAUUUAUUUAUCUUUUCCUGUUUUAUGAAUUUAUCGACAAAGAAAUUUUUCGUGGCUUUCUAAAAGGAGAAUCUCGUUUGAAAAUAUUUAAACAUUUUCUCGUUGUGAAUGGAGGGAAAAGGGUUUCAAAGUGAUUUGAAUGGCUUUUCUCUUAGUAGAAAAGAAAAUUUCUGUAACAAUGGUGUAGAGAAAAGGGAUCGACCGCGAUACCAAAAAAAAAUGAAAAAAAAAAUUGUGAACUGGAAAGUUGUAGUGGAAUUUAUUAUUUUUUGUUUCGUUUUAUGUUUUUGUUAUUUCAGGAAUUGAAAUUUAAGAAAAUGACUGCGGGAAUAAUGAAACCCAAAUCUAGAUUGGCAUGUUAAUUUAGGAAAAUUUUAGAACUUAUUUAAGGGAAACAAGCAUUCUGAUAAUCUAGAUUUGGAUUCCUUCUAAACUAAGAAAAGUUUUAAUGUUUAUUAAACAAUUGUAGAAUGAAUCCGCAUCUGUUGAAAUGUGGUGACAAAAAAUGAAUGAAAAGAUUUUUGUUUGAAGUAUUUAAACUACAGAAAAAGAUGUUCUUUUCGCAGUCAGGGUAUCAAGUUGAUGUAAAUGUAAUUUAUUUAUUCACAUGAAGAUAGAAUGAAGCUUAAGUAAACAAAAAUUAUGUUAAUUUUUCAAUCUUAAUAUUAAAUAGUAAAAAGGAUGUAUUAGAUAAUUAUUUUUAUGAACGAAAA